Fonsecaea monophora is the source of this 1584-nucleotide messenger RNA. RefSeq lists its product as hypothetical. Gene Ontology annotation, molecular function: oxidoreductase activity. Bases 1 to 1584 code for a protein of 527 amino acids. The transcript is spliced from 2 exons. NCBI's taxonomy places the organism in Eukaryota, Fungi, Ascomycota, Eurotiomycetes, Chaetothyriales, Herpotrichiellaceae. The record is from RefSeq and is a predicted model, not a curated record.
AUGUCCAUCCAUUCUACCUCUGAAGUCGUCGCAAAUGCUGACACGCUGGAAGAUAUCGAGUUAUCCGGGCGCAUUACUGUUCCGACCGAACCAAACAAUGUCCAGCACGAGGUAAAGACGAAUGGCGUUGCACAUGUCAAUGACAUCGACUCCAACGGGGCCAGGCCUCGGGAAGAACUGGAUGUGCUGGUCAUAGGUGCCGGCUUCAGUGGCUGCUAUGCCUUGCACAAGCUUCGAAAACUGGGAUUGAAGGUGAAAAUAUGCGAAGCUGGCUCUGGCUAUGGCGGUUGUUGGUACUGGAACCGCUAUCCCGGCGUGGCGGUUGACUCUGAGAUUCCGUUGUAUCAAUUCUCACAGUACGAAACAUACCAGGAUUGGUACUGGAAGGAGCGGUUUCCCGGGGGCGCAGAGAUCCGAGACUACUUCAACCACCUGGCAGAUGUGUGGGAUCUCCGAAAGGACACAGUGUUCGACACCCUCGUGACCAAGGUGUGGCACGAGGGUGGGAGAUGGACCUCGACCACGAACUCCAACAUCACUUUUACCUCCAAGUUUGUCGUUGCCGCAUCCGGCUCCUCGCACAAGAGAUACUUGCCCUCCUGGCCAGGAAUCCAGCAAUACGGCGGUAAAAUCUACCAUUCAGCCAGUUACCCGCACGAAGGCCUGGAUGUGACGAACAAGGCCAUCGCCGUCAUAGGAAACGGUGCCAGUGGAGUUCAGAUUCUUCAGACACUGGCCAAGGAGGACUGCCAACUUACGGCCUUCAUCCGUCAACCGGCCAUCAACCUGCCGAUGGGACAGAGCCGCCCGUCAGUCGCGGAUCAGAAGGCUGGGCGGGGGUUUGUCCAGGCUCUCCUCGACCACUGCAAACUGACGGGCACAGGGUUCCCCUAUGCCUCACUCCCUGGCUCCUACCACGAUGCGACAGAACAAGAACGGACGAAGGCGUGGGACGAGCUUCUCGAUCGGGGAGGGUUUCAGUAUUUGAUGUGUAACUAUCGCGAAUGGGUACUGGACACCAAGGUCAACAAGGUCGUGUAUGACUACUGGCGGAGAAAGACGGAGGGCCGAGUCAAAGAUGUUGCAAAACGCAACAUUGUAUGCCCAGUCGUGCAGCCCUAUUACAUGGGCACCAAGCGUAGCAACCUCGAGCGCGACUAUUACGAAUCGAUCGAUCGGCCAAAUGUUGAGCUGGUCAACCUCAAGGAGACGCCCAUCAAGGAGUUUACCACCACGGGUAUCACCACUGUGGACGGCAAAACUCGCAAUUUCGACGUCGUCCUUCUUGCCACAGGCUACGAUAACGUCACGGGGAGCUUGAUGGAUCUCAACAUCAGCGACAAGCACGGAGUGACGCUCAAGGAGAAAUGGAAGGAUGGCGUAUACACUAGUCUGGGGAUUUGUGUGCCUGACAUGCCCAACUUCUUCAUGAUGUACAGCUUCACCGAAUCUUGGUAUACCGGCGCAAACAUCCCCGGAAAACUCGUUGAGCAGCUCGUGUAUCUGGGCGGAGUGAACAAGUACAAGGAGAUCCUUGACGACGCCCUUGACGGCUGGAAAGGGUUCGACACAUCCCAAGUGUGA